AUGGUCAAGAUCUCUGCCUCGCUCGUUUCCCUGGCCGUGAGCCUCUUCGCUGGCGGCGUUCUCGCCCACCCCGGCCACCAUGGCACGACCGAGAUGAAGUCUCGCGCGGCCUACAUGGCCAACGCCAAGCGCACUUCGCUCUCGCACUGCGCCGACGUGCUCAAGGCGCGCGGUGCCAUGGACAAGGUUGUCGAGCGCCGCCAGAACAAGCUCGAGCAGAUCCGCGAGAAGCGUGGCAUCAAGAAGAGGUCUCUGCUCAAGGCCCGCGACUUCGACGACGUCCUCAACACGGACCACCAGUCCAACCUCACCGGCAUCACGCCGGAGUCCGACCCAGCCACCUUCUUCGGUGACAUGCCGUCUUGCGUGCUGUCUCCCGAGGUGACCGAGGGCCCGUACUAUGUCAGCGGCGAGACUGUCCGCAGCAACAUGACCGAGGGCCAGGCUGGCGUUGAGCUCUACGUCGACGUCAUGGUGAUGGACACGGAGACGUGCGAGCCGCUGGAGGGCGUGGCGCUCGACUUCUGGGCAUGCAACUCGACGGGCGUCUACUCGGGCGUCGUGGCGGGCGGCAAUGGCAACGAAGCCGAUGAGACCAACCUUCAGAACAAGGCGCUCCGUGGCAUCCAGUUCAGCGAUGCGGAUGGCGUGAUUGACUUCAUCACCCUCUUCCCCGGUCACUACACUGGACGCACCAACCACAUCCACGUCAUGUCCCACCUCAGCGCGGAGCAGCUGGACAACGGCACCAUCACGUCGGGGCAGAUCUCGCACGUGGGGCAGCUCUUCUUCGACCAGGAUCUGAUCAGCCUCGUUUCGGCGGCGUCGCCGUACGUGGACAACACGCAGGAACAUAUGCUCAACACCGAGGACAGCAUCAUGGAGCAGGAGUCGGCGACCAGCGACCCGGUGGUGUCGUACGUGCUUCUGGGCGACACCAUCGAGGAGGGCAUCUUCUCGUGGAUCAGCUUCGGGGUCGACACGACCGUCAACAAGACGGUCAGCGCGGCGGCGUCGUGCUAUGCCGAGGGCUGCGUGGCCAACGAGAGAUCGGGCGGCCCCGGCGGACCUCCGCCCAACGGUACUUUCCCCUCGGGCUUCCCGACGCCGCCGGCCAGGAAGUAG
This is a messenger RNA of Diplodia corticola, 1125 nucleotides long. Its product is annotated as extracellular dioxygenase. The transcript has 6 exons. The record is from RefSeq and is a predicted model, not a curated record. Gene Ontology annotation, molecular function: ferric iron binding; oxidoreductase activity, acting on single donors with incorporation of molecular oxygen, incorporation of two atoms of oxygen. NCBI's taxonomy places the organism in Eukaryota, Fungi, Ascomycota, Dothideomycetes, Botryosphaeriales, Botryosphaeriaceae. Bases 1 to 1125 code for a protein of 374 amino acids.